AUGUUGGACUUUAAUGACUUCGUGGUUGACCGUGGCGGUGACCUUGAGAAAAUUAAGGAGAGCCAGCGUCGUCGAUAUGCUCCCGAAAGCUCAGUAGACGAGGUCCUGGAGCUUUUCGCAGCUGCUCGGGGGGCGAGGUUCGACACGAUGCAGAUAAACUCCAAGAUUAAUGCGCUGCAGAAGGAAAUAGGUUUGAAAAAAAAGAAUAAGGAGGAUGUGUCAGAAUUGCUGCCGCAAAAAGCAGUCCUUGAAAAGCAGAAAAAGGAUGCCGAAGAAUUAGCGGUUCUCAAAGAAAACGAACGCGACAGAAAGAUCAAGAGUAUCGGGAAUUAUGUUCAUGAUUCAGUCCCUAUCAGCAAUAAUGAGGAUGAUAAUGUCAUAAUAAAGACAUGGGCACCUGAUAACGUUACUGUCGAGAAACGUGAUUGUCUUUCCCACCAUGAAGUUUUGACUCGGCUGGAUGGUUAUGACCCAGAACGUGGUGUCAAGGUUGUCGGUCAUCGUGGAUAUUGCCUUACUGGCUAUGGUCUAUUUCUCAACCUGGCACUCGUUAACUACGGGUUGGAAUUUCUGUGGAAAAAGGGAUACAAACCAAACCAGCCCCCACACUUCAUGCUCAAGGAUGCCAUGGCAAAGACUGCGCAGCUAGAGCAGUUCGAUGAGGAAUUAUACAAGGUCGUUGAAAGUGAGGAUAAGUCGACUGACAAAUAUUUGAUCGCGACGUCAGAACAACCACUCUCAGCAUUGCACGGAAGCGAGUGGUUUCAAGAGAAGGACCUACCUCUGAAGUACGCCGGGUACAGUACCUGUUAUCGUAAAGAAGCAGGAUCACAUGGAAAAGAUGCUUGGGGCAUCUUUCGUGUACAUCAGUUUGAGAAGAUUGAACAAUUUGUUUUAACGAAACCGGAAGAAUCAUGGAAAACCUUCGAUGAAAUGAUAGCCGCGUCAGAAGAGUUUUACCAAUCACUUGGUCUUCCUUACCAGGUAGUAUCAAUAGUAUCAGGUGCACUGAACAAUGCGGCCGCCAAGAAGUAUGACCUUGAGGCGUGGUUUCCUUUCCAAGGAGAAUAUAAAGAAUUGGUGUCUUGCUCAAACUGUACUGAUUAUCAAUCACGGGAAUUGGAAAUUCGGUUUGGCGCAAAGAAGGCGGAUGCUAAGAAAACUUAUGUUCAUGCUUUGAACGCUACCCUAUGCGCCACUGAACGAACGCUUUGCUGCGUAUUGGAAAACUACCAGACUGAAGAGGGCUUAAAUGUACCUGAACCGUUGCGCAAAUAUAUACCGGGAGCCCCUGAUUUCAUUCCCUACACUCGGGAACUACCCAAGGACACAACAUCGGCGAAGAGAGGCAAGUCAGGUACGGCAGGGGUUACAAAACAGGUUGAGAAUCUCAAGGUUUGA
Molecule: messenger RNA, 1401 nt
Organism: Talaromyces proteolyticus
Lineage: Eukaryota; Fungi; Ascomycota; Eurotiomycetes; Eurotiales; Trichocomaceae
Product: seryl-tRNA synthetase
Exons: 7
Coding region: 1-1401 (466 amino acids)
Biological process (GO): seryl-tRNA aminoacylation
Cellular component (GO): cytosol
Molecular function (GO): tRNA binding; serine-tRNA ligase activity; ATP binding
Source: RefSeq, a predicted model, not a curated record